AUGACUAUCGAUUAUCAAUGGUGGAAAACAGCUACAAUCUAUCAAAUUUGGCCUGCUAGUUAUAAAGAUUCAAAUGGUGACGGUAUUGGUGAUAUUCCGGGUAUUAUUUCAACUUUAGAUUAUCUUAAAGAUUUAGGUAUUGAUGUUAUUUGGUUAAGUCCAAUGUAUGAUUCUCCACAAGAUGAUAUGGGAUAUGAUAUUAGUGAUUAUCAAAAAAUUUACCCCAAAUAUGGUACAUUAGAAGAUAUGCAAAAUUUAAUUGAUGGUUGUCAUAAACGUGAUAUGAAAAUUAUUUGUGAUUUAGUUGUUAAUCAUACAUCAUCAGAACAUUCAUGGUUCAAAGAAUCAAGAUCUUCAAAAACAAACCCCAAAAGAGAUUGGUAUAUUUGGAAAAAACCAAAAUAUGAUGAACAAGGUUAUAGACAACCACCAAAUAAUUGGGGAUCUUUUUUUUCAGGUUCAGCUUGGGAAUAUGAUGAAUUGACUGAUGAAUAUUAUUUAAGAUUAUUUGCUAAAACUCAACCAGAUUUAAAUUGGGAAAAUCCAGAAACUAGAGAUGCAAUUCAUAAUGAUGCUUUAAAAUGGUGGUUUGAAAAAGGAGUUGAUGGUUUUAGAAUUGAUACUGCUGGUUUAUAUUCAAAAAAUCAAGCUUUUCCAGAUGCACCAAUUGUUUUUCCGGAUUCAAUUUAUCAACCAUCAGGUAGAUUAGCACAUAAUGGACCAAGAAUUCAUGAAUUUCAUAAAGAAAUGUAUGAAAAAGUUACUUCAAAUUAUGAUGCAUUUACUGUUGGAGAAGUUGGUGAUUGUACAAAAGAAGAAGCUUUGGAAUAUGUUAGUAAAUCAAGUCAUGAAAUGAAUUCAAUCUUUUUAUUUGAUGUUGUUGAAUUAGGUUGUGAUAAAAAAGAUAGAUUUAGAUAUAAUGGCUGGGAUUUAAUUGAUUUGAAAAAAGCUGUUGAAAAUCAAUGUGAUUUUGUCAAAGGUACAGAUGCUUGGGCUACUUCAUUUAUUGAAAAUCAUGAUCAACCACGUUGUAUUACAAGAUUUGGUAAUCAAAAAAAUUUUAGCAAGAGUGGUAAAUUAUUAGCAAUGUUAGAAACUACGUUGACUGGUACAUUAUUUAUUUAUCAAGGUCAAGAAAUUGGUAUGACUAAUUUACCAAGAUCUUGGGGAAUUGAAGAAUAUAAGGAUAUUAAUACAAUUAAUUAUUAUAAUGCUUUUAAACAACAAUAUGGUAAAGAUGCCGAUUUUAAAGAAAAAGAAGAAAAAUUAAUGGAUGUUAUUAAUUUAAUUUCAAGAGAUCAUGCAAGAUCACCAGUUCAAUGGAAUUCAGAUAACUAUGGUGGAUUUUCAACCGUUGAACCAUGGACAAGAGUUAAUGAUAAUUAUAAAGAAAUUAAUGUUGAAAAUCAAUUAUACGAUAAAUCAUCAAUUUUACAAUUUUAUAAACAAUCAUUAAAAUUAAGAAAAAAGUAUAAAGAUUUAUUUAUUUAUGGUACUUUUGAAAUUUUAGAUUAUGGUAAUAAAAAAUUAUUUACAUAUAUUAAAAAAUCACCAACUUCAAAUCCACCAAAAGCUUAUGUUGUAUUGAACUUUUCAACUGAUUCAGUUAAAUUUGAGAGAUUGAUCGAUAGUCUGUUUGAAUUGGUACAUGCUAAUGUUGAAGAUGUAGAUGAUGAUUUAUUAUCACCAUACGAAGGUAGAGUUUAUAUAGUAGAAUAA
Messenger RNA from Insectozyma verbasci, 1719 nucleotides. The record is from the annotation of a GenBank genome assembly. NCBI's taxonomy places the organism in Eukaryota, Fungi, Ascomycota, Pichiomycetes, Serinales, Debaryomycetaceae.